AUGGAGAUUAGCAGCGAGGAGAGGGUGGAGCUCUCCAUCGUGGAGCCCCUCCCCGACAAUGGCGACGCCGGCGUGGAGGAGGAUCAUCUAUGGCCGACCAAAGACGGCCCUCUUCCUAUAUUCCUCAAGUUUGAGAAUGUGGAGUACAAGGUGAAGCUGAGUCCCAAAAACCCCCUGACGGCUGCAAAGGUGGCCUUCUCAUCCCACAUGAGGGAGGACAAUGGCCGCAGCAGCUGCAAACAUAUCCUCAAGGGCAUAGGCGGCAGCGUCGACCCCGGCGAGAUUCUGGCGCUGAUGGGCCCGUCCGGCAGCGGCAAGACCACCCUGCUCAAGAUACUGGGAGGCAGGCUGGGAGGCGCCGUCAAGGGUCAGAUCACCUACAACGACACCCCCUACAGCCCCUGCCUCAAGCGGAGGAUGGGAUUUGUGACGCAGGACGACGUGCUGUUCCCUCAGCUGACGGUGGAGGAGACGCUGGUGUUCGCCGCCUUCCUGAGGCUGCCGGCGCGCAUGUCCAAGCAGCAGAAGCGCGACCGGGUGGACGCCAUCAUCGCGGAGCUGAACCUGGAGAGGUGCCGGCACACCAAGAUCGGCGGCGCGUUCGUGCGCGGGGUGUCGGGCGGCGAGAGGAAGCGGACGAGCAUCGGGUACGAGAUCCUGGUGGACCCGUCGCUGCUGCUGCUGGACGAGCCCACGUCGGGGCUGGACUCCACGUCGGCCAGCAAGCUCAUCGUCAUCCUGCAGCGGCUGGCCAAGUCGACGCGGCGGACCAUCAUCACCACCAUCCACCAGCCGUCCAGCCGGAUGUUCCACAUGUUCGACAAGCUGCUGCUCAUCUCCGAGGGCCACGCCAUCUACCACGGCAAGGCCAGGGACUGCAUGCACCACUUCUCCUCGCUGGGGUUCACGCCGGAGAUCCCCAUGAACCCGGCCGAGUUCCUGCUGGACCUGGCCACGGGCAACCUCGAGGACAUCAGCGUCCCGGGGCUGCUCCGGGACGGCUCGCCGGCGCCGCAGGAGUUCAGGUCCCGCGUCGUCGCGUACCUCCAGGCCAAGUACAGGGACCACGCCGGCGGCGCCGAGGAGGACCAGGCGAAGCAGCUGGCGAGGAGGCCCGGGGAGCAGCUGAGGCUGGCCAUCCGGAUGCGCAAGGACCGGAGCAUCAACUGGUUCCAGCAGUUCGUGGUGCUGUCGCGUCGCACGUUCCGGGAGCGCGCCGCCGACUACCUGGACAAGAUGCGGCUGGCGCAGGCCGUGGGCGUGGCGCUCCUGCUCGGCCUCCUGUGGUGGAAGUCGCAGACGGGCAACGAGGCGCAGCUGAGGGACCAGGUCGGGCUCAUCUUCUACAUCUGCAUCUUCUGGACCUCGUCGUCGCUCUUCGGCUCCGUCUACGUCUUCCCCUUCGAGAAGCUGUACCUGGUCAAGGAGCGCAAGGCCGACAUGUACCGCCUCAGCGCCUACUACGCCAGCAGCACCCUCUGCGACGCCGUGCCGCACGUCGUCUACCCGGUCCUCUUCAUGGCCAUCCUCUACUUCAUGGCCGACCUCCGCCGCACCGUCCCCUGCUUCUGCCUCACCCUCCUCGCCACCCUCCUCAUCGUCUUCACCAGCCAGGUGCGUAACCUCUUCUUCUUCUUCUUCUUGUGCAUGCCGACGGUGACAUCGACGGCGAACGGCGAUGAUAGCUCGAUCUGUGAUCAUCAGGGGACGGGGGAGCUGCUGGGGGCGGCGAUCCUGAGCGUGAAGAGGGCGGGGGUGAUGGCGUCGCUGGUGCUGAUGCUGUUCCUGCUCACUGGAGGGUACUACGUGCAGCACAUACCCAAGUUCAUACGGUGGCUGAGGUACGUCUCCUUCAUGCACUACGGCUUCAACCUGCUGCUCAAGGCGCAGUACCACGGCCACCUCACCUACAACUGCGGGAGCCGGACCGGGUGCCAGCGGCUGCAGUCGUCGCCGUCGUUCGACACCGUCGACCUCGAUGGCGGCAUGCGCGAGGUCUGGAUCCUGCUCGCCAUGGCCGUCGCGUACCGCCUCCUCGCCUACUUCUGCCUCCUCAAGAGGAUAACCCUCACGCCCUUGUGA
Molecule: messenger RNA, 2082 nt
Organism: Triticum turgidum subsp. durum (durum wheat)
Lineage: Eukaryota; Viridiplantae; Streptophyta; Magnoliopsida; Poales; Poaceae
Source: the annotation of a GenBank genome assembly